Molecule: messenger RNA, 3439 nt
Organism: Notothenia coriiceps (black rockcod)
Lineage: Eukaryota; Metazoa; Chordata; Actinopteri; Perciformes; Nototheniidae
Gene: spred2a
Product: sprouty related EVH1 domain containing 2a
Exons: 7
Coding region: 365-1657 (430 amino acids)
Biological process (GO): negative regulation of MAPK cascade; multicellular organism development
Cellular component (GO): membrane
Molecular function (GO): protein kinase binding
Source: RefSeq, a predicted model, not a curated record
AAGAAGAAGAAAAAGAAGAAGAAGAAGAGGAGGAAGAAAAGGCGUAGGAGGAGGUGGAAGAUCAGAUGCGCGCCUCUUCGGGUGCUCUCCAGUAGGCUAAUUGAGGGGUGAAAGGAGAAGAAGAAGAGUAGGAAGAGGAGGUGGUGUUGGUGGAGGAGGAGGAAGAGGAGGAGGAAGAGGAGGAGAUCUGAAACCACAUAACGCACACCGGGAUUUAAAAAACCGAGAGGAUCGCGGGGGAGAACCGGAUUCGCCGCUUCUGCCGCUCCUGCCGCUUCUGCCGCUAAGGGCGAGGAAACAUGAAGACGCCGCACCGUGCUGCCGCGGCGGGAGCUUAUUAUUACCGGAGGUGAAACGGGAAAAAAUGAACGAGGACACGCGCCCAGACGAUGACAGCUACAUUGUGCGCGUCAAAGCGGUGGUGAUGACCCGAGACGAGUCGAGCGGCGGCUGGUUGGCACAAGAUGGCUGCCUGAGCCGAGUGGGCGUCUGCAGGCUGCUGGCCAGCGAGCUGCUGGGGCGAAACGCCUUCCUCAUCCACGGAGAACGCCUCAAAGACAAGCAGGUGAUUCUGCAGUGUUUCCUGAAGAAGGACCUGGUCUACACGAAGGCCACGCCCACGUUUCACCACUGGAGGGUGGACAACAGGAAGUGUGGGCUGACCUUCCAGAGCCCGUCGGACGCCCGAGCUUUCGACCGCGGGGUGAGGAGAGCGCUGGAGGACCUGACCGAAGGGUCGACCACGUCUUCAUCGACGUUGCAGAAUGAGGCGGAGCUCGGAGAUGACGACGUCUUUACGACGGCCACCGACAGCUCGUCCAACUCGUCCCAGAAGAGAGAGAGAGAGCCGGCCAUGCACUCGCUCGCCCCGCACAACUUCUGCGAGGCGCGUCGACACCAUUGCAUUCUGGGACAUUUCUACGAGCACCACAGGCCCUCGGAUCACUACUUCCUGGAUCAGGCGGUGCACAUGUUCCCUCGUCACGUCAGCUUCCACGUGGAGGAGGAAGAGAUCGUACGCAUCAACCCCCGCGAGAGAACGUGGCUCACCACCGGCUACGAGGAUUACCGCCACGCCAACUCCACGCGGGCUAAAAUCUCACAGCCAGAAAACCUCGACGCCUACGUACAUUUCGCCAAGAGCGAGGCGCCCAAACACGACUAUACCUACCCGUACCCGCUGAGCUGCAACGUGACGAGGGGAUGCACCGGCAAAUCUAACUGCAUGGAGUCGAUCGGGGGUCGAAGGGCGGUGGUGACGGUGCAGCCGAGAGCCCUGCAGCCCAAAGGCAAGCGGAGGAAGGAGGACGGAGAGCGUUCGCGGUGCGUUUACUGUCAGGACAUGUUUAACCACGAGGAUAAUGGACGAGGUCGCUGCCAGGAAGCACCGGACCCCAUCCAGACGUGCAUCCGGAGGGUCAGCUUCAUGUGGUGCGCCGACAGCCUGCUCUACCACUGCAUGUCGGACACGGAGGGGGAUUUCUCCGACCCGUGUUCGUGCGACACAAACGAUGAGAGAUUCUGUUUGCGAUGGACGGCGCUGGUGGGUUUGUCGCUGCUGGCGCCCUGCAUGUGCUGCUACGCCCCGCUCAGAGCGUGCUACCGCUGCGGGGUGGCGUGCCGGUGCUGCGGCGGGAAACACAAAGCUGUGGGUUGAGGCGUCUUUUAGUUAACUUUAGUCCAUUUGCCAGCUCAUAGAGUACUGUUUUGAACCUGGAAGUGUUGAGUACCCCAAGGUUUUAUGAUGGAAAUGUAUAGUAUGGGUCCGCAGCACAAAGAAACUGCCGGAUGCUAACUUGCAUUGGUCAACACAACGCUGUGGGUUGAGGGCGUCACUUUAGUUUAAUUGCCAGCUCAUAGAGAUCUAUUGUGAACCUUGAAAUGUUGAGUUCCCCAAAGUUCUAUGAUAGAAAUGUAUAGUAUGGGUCCGGCACAUAGAAACUGCCGGAUGCUAACUUGCAUAUGUUGGGCAAUUUGCAUAAAUUGCAUUAAUAAGGCUAAUCAGACAAUAGGUUGAGGAAUCUUUGAAUUAACUUUAGUACAUUUGCCAGCUCAUAGAGUCCUAUUGUAAUGCCCGAAUUGUUGAGUACCGCAAAGUUUUAUGUCAGAAAUGUAUAGUGUGGGUCCCCAGCACAUAGAAAUUGCCCGAUGCUAACUUGCAUAUGUUGGGCAAUUUGCAGAAGUUGCAUUAAUAAGGCUUGCACAAUUAGCAUAAGUUAAAAUGAAUAAGGCUAUUCAGACAAUAGGUUGAACAUGGCUUCGCAGAUUUGGACAAUUUUGGAGUGGUUUUCUGGGUUAUUGAGGAUGUUGAAUUAAUUUAUUUCUGACAUUUUCAGGAUCAUAAAUGGCCAUUUUAACCAGAAAGUGGCCGCAUUUGUAGGCUACUCGCUGUGGGCUGAUUUUGAUGAAUUUUGGGUUGAUUUGAAGAUUCAAGGGGACUGAAAACUGACUUUUCGAUCUUAAAAAUGUCAGUUAUUGCAACUUAUGACAAUUGUACAAAUUGCCCAACGUAUGCAAGUUAGGAUCUGGCCUUUUCUUUGAGCUGGGAACCAGUACUAAACGUUUCUAACAUAAAACUCUGGGGUACUUUACAUUUCCUGGUUCACACUGCUGGCAAACACACUACUACCCGAUCUGUACCGUAAACCAGAUUUGUUCUAAACAUUUGCUUAGAUUUACGGCGUUGUGGAAAAAUUACAGAGGUUUUUAAAAAACGUUACUGUCAACAACAACUUCCAAAACAUAAAAUACUGUACUAGUAAUCUACAGAGUAUUUGUAGUAUCUAAAUGUGGUCCAUGUUGUCAUACUAAAAUGUUCUUACAUGUAUAAAAACAGGAUCAUAUAAUUACCGUAAUAUAAUACUGUGAAAAUAUCCAUUCUGCAUAAAUAGUCAUUUUACUUUUGAUGCUUGGAGUACAUUUAGCUCAAAAUUGUUCUAACGAUUACUUUUACUUUUUGUACUUCAAUUACAAUUGAUGCAAAUACUUUGCACUUUUAAGUACACAUUUGAAAUCAGGACGUUAACAUGCAGAAGAGUAUGUUAGGAGCAUACUAUUUAUACUUUAAGGCUCAGAGUACUUCUUCCAACACUUUUCUUUGUUAAUGAAUGACUAAAUUAUUCUAGACAUUCUUUACCAAAACAAGACAUUAUUUAAAUAAGGACACAAUAAGUCUUCUAUUUUGUAACCAAUCAAACAAACGAUAACGUUAUUUUAUCUAAAAUCCCAGAAAACUGUUGUAAAUCGCUUUGACAUUAUUCAGUUAGCAUCAUGGGAAGUAGCGGCAUAUUCGCACAUGCGCAGAAAAAUCUUGUUUUCAGUACAGAUCGAGUAAUGAGAAGGCGUCGUAGGCUCAAGUAACACUGAAAAACUGACACCUUGACUUUAAUUAAAUAUAUCAUGUCAACAAAUUUAACAUAACUGUAUUAGGUUAGUUGAA